AUGCAUCAACUCUUUCUUUCUGUUCCAGCACAAAUUGAAGUGAUACCGUGCAAAAUUUGUGGUGACAAAUCCUCUGGAAUACACUAUGGAGUCAUCACAUGUGAAGGCUGCAAGGGAUUCUUCAGGAGGAGUCAGCAGAACAAUGCCUCAUAUUCCUGCCCAAGGCAGAGAAACUGUUUAAUUGACAGAACCAACAGAAAUCGUUGCCAGCACUGCCGACUGCAGAAGUGUCUUGCCCUGGGAAUGUCUCGAGAUGCUGUAAAGUUUGGAAGAAUGUCCAAAAAGCAGAGGGACAGUCUCUAUGCUGAAGUACAGAAACAUCAGCAACGGCUGCAGGAGCAGCGCCAGCAACAGAGUGGCGAGGCUGAAGCCUUGGCCCGUGUCUACAGCAGUGGCAUCAGCAAUGGCUUAAGCAACCUGAACAAUGAAACUGAUGGCACUUAUUCAAAUGGGCACGUCAUUGAUCUCCCGAAGUCAGAGGGUUAUUACAGUGUGGAUUCUGCUCAGCCCUCCCCAGAUCAGUCUGGCUUAGACAUGACCGGAAUCAAACAGAUCAAGCAAGAACCUAUUUAUGACCUCACUUCUGUACCAAACUUGUUUACCUAUAGCUUUUGCAACAACGGACAAUUAGCUCCAGGGAUAACCAUGGCAGAAAUAGAUCGAAUUGCACAGAAUAUAAUUAAGUCCCAUUUGGAGACGUGUCAGUAUACAAUGGAGGAACUACACCAGCUAGCCUGGCAAACCCACACAUAUGAAGAAAUCAAAAUAUACCAGAGCAAGUCAAGAGAAGCAUUAUGGCAGCAGUGUGCAAUCCAGAUCACACAUGCUAUUCAAUAUGUAGUGGAGUUUGCAAAACGGAUAACGGGCUUCAUGGAACUCUGUCAAAAUGAUCAGAUUCUACUUCUCAAAUCAGGCUGCUUGGAAGUUGUUCUAGUGAGAAUGUGUCGUGCCUUCAAUCCACUCAACAACACCGUUUUGUUUGAAGGAAAAUACGGAGGAAUGCAAAUGUUCAAGGCUUUGGGUUCUGAUGACCUUGUGAAUGAAGCAUUUGACUUUGCAAAGAAUUUAUGUUCACUGCAGCUGACCGAGGAAGAAAUUGCCUUGUUUUCAUCUGCUGUUCUGAUAUCACCAGAUCGAGCUUGGCUCUUAGAACCAAGGAAGGUCCAGAAACUUCAGGAAAAGAUUUAUUUUGCACUUCAACAUGUGAUUCAGAAGAAUCAUCUUGAUGAUGAGACUUUGGCAAAGUUAGUAGCCAAGAUACCAACUAUUACUGCACUUUGCAACCUGCAUGGAGAAAAACUGCAGGUAUUUAAACAAUCUCAUCCUGAUAUAGUGAACACACUUUUUCCUCCACUAUACAAGGAACUGUUCAAUCCAGAUUCUACCACUGGUUGCAAGUGA
Molecule: messenger RNA, 1401 nt
Organism: Candoia aspera
Lineage: Eukaryota; Metazoa; Chordata; Lepidosauria; Squamata; Candoiidae
Gene: RORB
Product: RAR related orphan receptor B
Exons: 9
Coding region: 1-1401 (466 amino acids)
Biological process (GO): regulation of transcription by RNA polymerase II
Cellular component (GO): nucleus
Molecular function (GO): zinc ion binding; melatonin receptor activity; nuclear receptor activity
Source: RefSeq, a predicted model, not a curated record